Triticum aestivum (bread wheat) is the source of this 1941-nucleotide messenger RNA. RefSeq names its product DNA (cytosine-5)-methyltransferase 1. The record is from RefSeq and is a predicted model, not a curated record. NCBI's taxonomy places the organism in Eukaryota, Viridiplantae, Streptophyta, Magnoliopsida, Poales, Poaceae. The transcript is spliced from 13 exons. Gene Ontology annotation, molecular function: chromatin binding; DNA binding; DNA (cytosine-5-)-methyltransferase activity. Gene Ontology annotation, cellular component: nucleus. Gene Ontology annotation, biological process: negative regulation of gene expression via chromosomal CpG island methylation. Bases 1 to 1941 code for a protein of 646 amino acids.
AUGGACAUGGAGAGCCUACCGUCGGCCGCCGCCCUCGCCACGGAACAACCGCUGACGCUGAGGGCCUCCACACGCAACCGCAAGCGCACACCUGUCGUCAAGUCUCCGGUGAAGAGGAAGAGAUCCAAGGCGCCGGCGCAGCCCGCGCCCAAGGCUGCCACCGACAGCGACUCUGACUCUGUGUUCGUCGGGGAGUCAUUCCUCGCCGAGGAGGCGCACAGCAGUUGGAGCAGGAAAGCGGCCGCCACUGACGAUGAGGAGGUCAAGCUGGCCAAGUCGCACUACCGAUCAGCCAAGGUCGACGACACCAUCUACAACAUUGGCGACUACGUCUAUGUAACGGCCGGUGAAAAUCUGGUGGACUACAUCGGCAGGAUAACAGAGUUCUUCGAGGGCGUCGACGGUGGCCGCUACUUCGCCUGCCGGUGGUUCUUCCGUCCACAAGACACAGUGAUAUCCAACACGAAACUUGUCAAGGACCACACCCACGACCCGAAGCGUGUUUUCUUGUCUGACGAGAGGAACGAUAAUGACCUUGAUUGUAUUGUGUCCAAGGUCAAGAUCAUCCAGGUCGAUCCCAAGCUUGAUCAAGAAGCCAAGGCUCAACUAGCGGCUGACGCGGACCUGUACUUUGAUAUGUCCUAUACUGUCCCCUACUCGACGUUUGAAAAUAUCACACCAGAUAUUAAUGAGAAUUCUGGGAUCUCAUUUGAUGGUGAAGCUAAUUCAGAGUCUGACGCUGCAGCAACAAAAGCAACAAUUCUCGACCUAUAUUCAGGCUGUGGUGGAAUGUCCACCGGCUUGUGCUUGGGUGCAGUAAUAGCUGGUCUUCAGAUCGAAACGCGAUGGGCUGUAGAUCUUAAUACCAAUGCAUGUGAGAGCUUUAAGUAUAACCAUCCAAGCACAGAGGUUCGUAAUGAAAAAGUGGAGGAUUUUCUUACCUUGCUAGAGGAAUGGUCUGUCCUAUGUGACAAGCACAUUCAUAAACAUAAUGGUGAUGCCUCAGCUAGUUCGUUGGCGGAUGAAGGGAAAGACCGUGUACUUGAAAAAGGCAAGCUUGUCAUAGACAAACUUACCGCCAUCUCCUAUGGUGGCACCAAGAGAGAAAAAUGCAUAUACUUCAAGGGUGAUGUUGAUGUGUUGUGCGGUGGCCCGCCCUGUCAAGGAUUGAGCGGGAACAAUCGGCACAGAAAAUGUGACAAACCCUUGGAUGAUGACAAGAAUAGACAGAUUGUCACAUUUAUGGACAUCGUUUCCUUCCUUAAGCCAAAAUAUGUGCUUAUGGAAAACGUCGCGGAUAUUCUUAAGCUCAAUGGUGGCUCUGUUGGUAGGUAUGCUUUGAGCCGUUUGGUGGCACUAAACUAUCAAUCUCGGAUGGGGUUGAUGGUAGCCGGUUGCUAUGGGCUGCCACAAUUCCGAAUGCGAAUGUUCCUAUGGGGAGCCCUCCCGACCAUGGUGCUCCCAAAGUACCCCCUCCCCCAAAUUGAUUCUGUUUUGCAGCAAAGCGUUGUUGCAUAUGAUGAAAAUCAGAAACCAACCUUGAAGGAGGCUCUGUGUCUUGGUGACGCCAUUUCAGAUCUGCCCACGGUAAGCAACGAUGAAACUGCGGAUGAAACUGUGUAUAGUGUGAAAGCAGAGACGGAAUUCCAGCGCUAUAUCCGGCUAAGUCGUAAAGAGAUGCUGGACUACUCAUUUGGUGAUAACAAAUGUCCCUCAGAAGGUAAGCUCCUGGAUCACCGGCCUUUGAAGCUGAACAAAGAUGACUAUGAGCGUGUUAAGCAAAUACCAUAUCAGAAGGCGUUCCUGCGCAAGUCGGAGGGGAACAGCAACCCGCUGAUCGUGCUGCCCGACGACUUCUCCGACGUGGCCACGAUGAGGGCGAGGGCAAGGGCAGCGUCGGCUGCUGCCGAGGUGGCGGCGGAGGAGUUGGAAGGAGCUUGA